CAUUUCUUACAAAUAUCAAUUUUUUCUCUCUCUAAAAAUUCACUCUCUCUCUAAAAAAAAUUAAUUUAAUAAUCAUCAGAUUCAAAUCAUUCCUAAAUUUUGAAUUUAAUUUAUAACUUAACGAUGACAAAUUCGAGAAACGGCAACGAUUUCUCCAACGGCGACGACUUCACCGAGCCGUCGUCGUUUUCAACCGGAGUUGAAACCUCAACCGUUAGAUCUGAAUUAACGGAGAGAUUAACGGACAUUCUCGUCGAAGAAGGAGACGGAGAUUUGCUCCUUCAAAGAAGCGAUCGUGAAGAUAGGGUUUUGGUGUGGUUACAAGCUUUAGAUAUGCAAGUUAUGGGAGCUUGUAGAGCCGACGAGAGGUUAAAACCGCUGUUAAAAAUGAAUGCGUCUUGCGGAAUCGCUGAGGAUAGCCUUCUAGCACAUCUCAGUCAGCAUUUUGAACCGUCGGAAGUUGGAAUUUUAGCUCGGUGUUUUUGUAUUCCGUUGGUUUCGAUUCGUGUUGGCAAGAUUAAUAAGCAAGGGACUCUGUUAUGUCCUACAUCUUCAAGGGGGAAUUUGAAUCUUACUUUGUUACCAACAUCUGAUUUGCGCCUGUCUUUCAUUGGAGAUGAUGGUCAUGCAGAAAGGCUAUUCACCCUAAGCAGUAAGGCACAGGGUCCUGCAGUCAAAGUUGAUGAGAUCUCAGCAGACAGCUCUGGCCGGUCUUUCAUUAUAAAAAUAGCAGAUGGUAGAGACUUCCAUUUUUGGUGCUCAGAGAAAUCCAAACUUUUGGGAAUCGAAUUGCUUGCCAAGAUGAAGGAUAUACUCAGGAGGAGGCCAUCUAUAGUUGACUUAACUGGAAUUAGUGAGUCACGCCUUGGUUGCUUUGCAACUCACCUCCGGGCCUUUCUUGUGGGAAGUGGCACUCGAGAAAAUGCUGCGCACUUACCUAUCUCUUCCUCUUCCUCUACAACUGAAUGUGAAGUUUCAUCCAAGUCGUUGCGUUCCCGAUACAUUGGGAGUCAAGCAGUUAAAGCAAAUGCAUCGUAUCAGGGAAGCCUCAGUCCAAGAUCAAGUUCUUUUAAAGAGGGUCUGCCUAAAAGCUUGUCUUCUUUAAGAACCCGGGAAAAGUUAAAGCGUCGCGGCGAUGGGCAUUUGUCAGCAGUUGAUAGCCUGAUGAUUCCGUUUCCAUGCGAGAAGGAUGAAUCUAGCUCUAAUGUAACUGAAGAUGUGAAGCCGACUGAAAUUAAAAGUUCCCCUGUAACACCACCAUCUAGUUUUCUUGAGUCACUCGGAAAAUUAGCUAUUCCACCAAUUCUAAGUUCCGGGUUCCCUGUCACUAUUUCGAAUCCGCCUCUUGCCUCUCCUUACUAUUGUUGGUGCCCACUCGGUACUUCAACCGUGCAGUUCCCUUCAGCGUCUUCACAACUCAGCGUCUCAUCUAUUGAAUCAUCCCCUUUGCUUCCACCUCUUUCCUCAUUAUUAUCGGCAAGUCUACCCUCGAGCAUCUUUACUCCUACGCCUCCUCUUAGUCUGGCUGAUAUCCCUAAAUUGGAUUUUCCAGCCUUUCUGCCAGACCCGUUGCUUCGAUUACCUAUGUCUAGUACUCCGCAAUUCCCAACCUUUACUCCUUUAAUGUGUGAUCCAAUUGUUCAUAUUCCAGUCAUCGAUGUUUGCUCCUCCGGUCAAGGUUACCUGGUUAGUGCUGGUCCUUGUAUUUCUAGCACUAUUCCACCAUUGCACCCGUUAAUUCCCGAGACCGAUUCUUUGUUGGAAAAAGGUGCGAGAGAGACUUUGCGACUGCUCAUGAGCAGUUCGGCUCAGGUUAACCAUCCGCAGUUGCUGAAUGUGCUGCCUGCUGUAUUGACCAGUACUGGGGAGAAACAGUGUAUACUUGCUGUUGGAAGCCGAGGCUUGUACACCGGAUCUAGCGAUGUGGAUGCGAUCAUGAACCGUAUGGCGAGAAUUGGCUUGGUUUCCUUGUCUCAGAGCACUAUAACGGAAAUUAAUGCAGCGGCCGUCGGCAACUGUGACAAUGUGGAUGGUGUAUUAGACGAUUUCGGAGACGAGCCAAAUUGCUCAUACUCUACGGAUGAAAGAGGGGACUGUUGAUUGAUGUAGCAAAUAUUUUGGAUUUGAAUUUUUCACUUGUAGAUGUUCUUGAAAAUGUAGAUACGUGUAGCUGCAGCCCUGGUUUUUUGAAGUGUAAUUAGUGCAGAUACUGCCAUUUAUUGGGCAUAUGUUAAAGCUUUUUAGUUUUUAUCAUUAUUUUUUCUAGUUUUUAUUUUGAUAGAAUGAAACUUUGUUGACAUGUUUCAGUUCUAUAAAAUAGAUUUGCUGGUUUUAGCUUGUAAA
Molecule: messenger RNA, 2343 nt
Organism: Mercurialis annua (annual mercury)
Lineage: Eukaryota; Viridiplantae; Streptophyta; Magnoliopsida; Malpighiales; Euphorbiaceae
Exons: 4
Coding region: 124-2100 (658 amino acids)
Source: RefSeq, a predicted model, not a curated record